Messenger RNA from Ipomoea nil (Japanese morning glory), 1047 nucleotides. Its product is annotated as zinc finger BED domain-containing protein RICESLEEPER 2-like. The record is from RefSeq and is a predicted model, not a curated record. The transcript has 2 exons. The coding region runs from base 1 to 981 and encodes 326 amino acids. Lineage: Eukaryota; Viridiplantae; Streptophyta; Magnoliopsida; Solanales; Convolvulaceae.
AUGAGAGAGAUUAUUGCUUGUGGAAUCAUGGUGCAUGAGCGACCAUUUAGCAUCGUAGAGGAUGACAUGUUCAUGUGGGGUUUUGAAUAUGCAAAUCCAAAUUUUAGAAGAGUUAGUCGUAAAACAGCAAGAAGUGAUUGUUUGCAAUUGUAUGAAGCUGAAAAGAAUACUUUGAAAAAGAUUUUGAAUAAUGUGAGUAAGGUUAGCAUUACAACAGACAUGUGGAAGUCAAGUCACCAAGUAGUUGAGUACAUGGUUGUGACAGGUCAUUUUGUUGAUGCAAGUUGGAACCUUCAGAAGAGAGUUUUGAAUUUUGUCAAAGUGCCUCCUCCUCGACGGGGAACAGAUAUAGCAAAUGCUAUUUUCAAGUGUUUGAGAGGAUGGGGCAUUGAGAAUAAAGUAUUCUCAGUAACUGUUGACAAUGCAUCUUACAAUGACUCUUGUGUUAGAAGUUUGAAAGAAAACAUGUCAUUGAGCAGUAAGUUAGUACUUGGGGGGCAACUUUUUCAUGUUAGGUGUUGUGCUCACAUUCUGAAUUUGUUGGUGCAAGAUGGCCUUAACACUAUUAAAGAUAUCAUUCUCAAUGUUCGUGAAAGUGUGAAAUUUAUAAAUUCUUCAGAUGCAAGGCUAAAGUCAUUCCAUGAAGUUGUUGAAUUAAAAGGAUUGAAAGAAAGGAAACUUAUUCUUGAUUGUCCAACAAGAUGGAACUCCACAUUCUUGAUGUUGUCUACUGCAAGUAAAUUUAAACAUGCAUUUUCAGAUUACAAUGAAAAAGAGCCACAUUAUAAGUAUGCACCAUCAUUUGAGGAUUGGGACAAGAUUGAGAAGGUUUGUAAACUUUUGGAGGUUUUUAAUGAUGCCACUCAUGUCAUCUCAGUCAAGAUGCUUCUUCUACUAGUGGACAUAGUGAAGUCAAUGUUGAAAGCAACACUUUGGUUGAUGGUGGACAACAAAUGGAUAAAGGGAUGCAAGAAAUAUUGAGUAUGGUUUACCAAAGUCAAUCAAUUCCUCUUACGAAAUCAGAGAUGGAGACUUAUCUUGAGGAAA